CUGGGUAAUCACUUUCGGCCUAACGUUUCGUUAACUUUCAUUGUACACAAAUUCGCUGCCAUAUUAGACUGGAUGUCAAUAGGACAAGAGGCUCAACUGAGAAAUCGACACACAACACCUGAACCGGUUGCUGAUUACGCCUACGUAAACUACCAUGAUACUUCCAAUGGCAGGGCCGGUGUUGCGAGGGACGAUAAGGGGCUACCGAGAAGUAUUCUGAAGAACAAACAGGUCUUGUCAAUGAUGUGUCAUACAGCUCUGAAUUGUAGAAAACAGAAAUUUUGUUUAUCUACCGUGCGAACUAACAUUUUGAGAGUUAUUGAUCGCUUGAGACGCCAUCUAUCUCUGGAAAAGAGUACAUCUCCACCGAGACAGGUGGGCAAAGUGGGGCAUGUUCUUCGCUAUUCUUUCCACAUUACUAGCUACUUUGCUUCAGACCCAAAGAAGAAGCGUUCUAUAUUAUCGUUCAACAGAAGGAGGACUAGCGAGGUGCGCAUGGGUACAGAUGGAAAACUGGUCACCAAUGGAUACGAUGACAAUUCUCGCUACAAACGGCCGAGCUCGCCUAUAGAAAAAAUUAAAUCACUAUUCCGCAAAAAUGACAACUCGACCACCGCCGCCGUCUACGGUGCAUAUACCACGACUAAUGUGGCUGCGGCCAGAGAGGCUUACACUCCCCAAUAUAGGAAGUAUCCAGGAUCGUCAACCCGUGAUGCGUCUACUGUCCUGAAUCGAUACAGUUACACUCCAGGACUGACAGACCAGCGGCGUCACUGGUACGACGACCACAACAUCUACUGA
Haemonchus placei is the source of this 801-nucleotide messenger RNA. Lineage: Eukaryota; Metazoa; Nematoda; Chromadorea; Rhabditida; Trichostrongylidae. The record is from the annotation of a GenBank genome assembly.